CAACUCUCGUUGAUCCAAUCAACCCCUCGUUGAUCAUAACCUCUAAUCAUCAACGCUCGUUGAUCCAGUUAUCAACUCUCGUUGAUUUAAAAGAGAAGGAACCUUGAUUUUAGUUAGUGUUAUCUAUCUCCAUAGAUUUUAACACUUGUACAGGUUUUUUGUUUGAGCUUUCAAACUGAAAAGAAACAGAUGUACCAAAAACACAGAGAGGGGAUUUUGUACAUGACUUUUGCCAUGACAGGUGCGCUUGCUUGGCAGGUCACAAACCCUUUAAUAAAAAGAUACAGUUUUUGGUUUCGUGGAGGGAUGAGGGAAGGUACGGGGUUGGUUAAUAAACUUUCUUUGCCCGGCUCUCUCUCCCUCCUGAAUGUGUGUCUACUGUCUUGUUUCAUAUGCUUCUUGCAUACUACACAGACCACAAUUAUUGAGGCAUCACUUGUGCUCUUUAAUAUGCUUCUUGCAUGUGCUAUGAUCGAAGAACAUUGAGUUUCUAAUGACCAAGGUAUUGAUUAUGUUUUCUUAUCCUGUUGAGAUGUUUAAUCUGUUUGCUCAUAUUUUUUCAGAAACAGAGUGAGCAGGGUACGUUAUAGUCUCAUUCAAAGUAGGACAAUGGAAUAUAGUCUAACCUGAAGAAUUGUUAGGAGGUUGGUCCCUGUGGAAUUGCGCACGGAUUGUUGGGGAUCAAUCAGCUCAAAUGUGGAAGGAAUGGAAGAGAAAGAGAUAAACAGUAACGUCGGUGAGAGUGGGAGAUAAAGAAACUUUUUGUAUCUUGUGGAUGAUGAGUGAGUCUGACACUCAAUAAUCAAUCAGUACAACGUGUGUAGUCAUGGGUAAGAGUAAUAAGAAUUAUAAUUGCU
Messenger RNA from Arabidopsis thaliana (thale cress), 857 nucleotides. RefSeq lists its product as uncharacterized. The transcript is spliced from 2 exons. The record is from RefSeq and is marked reviewed. Lineage: Eukaryota; Viridiplantae; Streptophyta; Magnoliopsida; Brassicales; Brassicaceae. The coding region runs from base 190 to 486 and encodes 98 amino acids.